This is a messenger RNA of Caenorhabditis bovis, 1185 nucleotides long. The record is from the annotation of a GenBank genome assembly. NCBI's taxonomy places the organism in Eukaryota, Metazoa, Nematoda, Chromadorea, Rhabditida, Rhabditidae.
AUGACGUCUCCAGUGCCGCCAGUUCUGGUAAUACCAGCGUCGUCGUCCUCAUCCAACACCAUCUCAAUCUCACCGUAUCCAUCCGAGCCGAGCACAAGUGUCGACGACGACGUCGGCGCUUCCGAGUACUCGCUCAUCGUGCUCUUCUCGACGCUCUCGAUCAUCGGCAUCGUCGGCAAUCUGCUAGUGAUCACCGUCGUGUUGAAAGUGCGCGGAAUGAAAACGCCGACCAACUGCUAUUUGGUGUCGUUGGCCGCCAGCGACACGCUGUUCUUCAUCGCCUCGAUGCCGCACGAGGUGAUGUAUUUGAUUGGUCCCACCGACAACUAUCUCUUCGGCACCGUCGGAUGCGCCCUUCUCACCUAUUUGCCCUAUUUGGCGAUGAACACCAGCAGCCUAUCGAUCACCGCGUUCACCGUCGAGCGAUUCAUCGGCAUCUGCUAUCCAUAUAGGGCCAGAACGAUGUGCACAGUGAAGCGCGCCAAAUCGAUCAUCAGCAUUCUGUGGAUCGUCUCGAUCGUCUACCACUCGCAAUGGCUGUUCCUGGCGGCCGUCGUCCACGACGACGUCGGCACAAUGUGCAGUUUUCGUCUGAAACGCAACGACACGAGCUACAAGAUCGUGUUCCUCGCCGACUUUCUGUUCCUCUACGUCGUGCCGAUGCUUCUCGACAUCAUCAUCUACGUGAAAAUCGGCGUGACGUUGACGCGAUGCGGCGACAAAAUCAAACAGUCGGUGAAGCCGAAAGUGUCGAGCGACGUCGUCGACGAGACGACGACGGCGCGCGAAUCGCACGUGUCCGGCAAACGGACGACGACGAAAGGCCGCCAUCAGGUCGUCAAGAUGUUGGCGUUGGUCGUCGCCGUGUUCGCCGUCUGCUGGCUGCCCUAUCGCGCCAUGGUCAUGUACAAUUCGUUCGUCUCCGAUCCCAAAUAUCAUUGGAGUCCCGAUUGGUACAUCAAUCUGUCGAAGACGCUCAUUUUCGUCAAUUGCGCCAUCAAUCCGAUUUUGUACAAUUUGAUGUCGGCGCGAUUUCGCGACGCGUUUCGAACGCUUCUCUCGAAUCGCAAAACCGUCGCCUAUCAUACGACCGCCAUUCAACCGCCACGCACCCGCAACAACACCAACACCGAGUGCGUUUCAAUCGACAAUCAACGCCAACCUCUCAAUUCGCCAAUUCUGUGA